CAAAAAGCAAGAGAGGAGGGCUAAUCACAUGGAGAGGGAAGUGAAUGGAGAUUGGUAGUUAUUCAACGGUCCCCCUGAAGUGCUGCCGUGAAGGACCAUGAGUCAAGGAGCCAAACCUAGCACAGAGCAUGGAAAGGAGGCAAACAACACUGUGUACCUGAUCCUGGAGAAGCAGUUCAGCCCCAUGGGGAUGCGAGGCCAGGCCGUGACCACCUCUGCUCUGGUGUAUUGUAUUCAGCUUCCUCAGGCAAGAUGUGAGGAGAACUGCAUGAAUCCUGAACAUUGCCUGACCACAGAUUGGGUACAUCUCUGGUAUAUAUGGUUGCUGGUGGUAAUUGGUGCACUGCUGCUCCUGUGUGGCCUGACUUCUGUCUGCUUCCGCUGCUGUCUGAGUCGCCAGCAAAAUGGGGAAGAUCAAGGCCGGCCUCCCUAUGAAGUGACUGUCAUUGCUUUUGAUCAUGACAGCACUCUCCAGAGCACUAUCAGUUCCCUGCAGUCAAUCUUUGGCCCUGCAGCUCGAAGAAUCCUGGCUGUGGCUCACUCUCACAGCCCCCUGGGCCAGUUGCCCUCCUCUUUGGACACCCUCCCAGGGUAUGAAGAAGCUCUUCACAUGAGUCGCUUCACUGUUGCAAGGUGUGGACAGAAAGCUCCUGAUCUACCCUCAGUGCCAGAAGAGAAGCAGCCACCGCCAGUGGAUGAGUCUCCUAGAGCAGGAGGCUCUUCGAACUGAUGGGAACUCUGGUUUUAUAAAUGGGGUGGGGGUUUCCCCAGAGUUGCUACAGGUAGACAGACAAAACUUUUUUUUUUUCUUUCUAAUUUUUGGAAGGUUUAGGAUGACAACCAAACAGUAGUCAGUGGAAAGGAUGAGUUCCAAUUCUUCCUUCCCAAUUAUGAAUUGCUCUAAUUGGGAUCUCUAAUUCUUUAUCCAGUGACCAAAAUUUGCAAUUAUUCUUAGCAAUGCUUAUUACUACUAAACCCAGAAAGCAUCAAAAGUAUCUUGAACUCCUCUAGCUAUUGAGUUUCUUUACCCAUAGAAUACUGCAAGUGGUUUUUCUUUCUGCCAGCUAUAAUAUAAGAAUAAAUAGUAAUACACUUGUAGAGAAAAACGAAGAGUAUAGGCACAGCCACAGACAUUAAUGCACCAAAAUCAUCAAUUCUUCUUCUUGAGAGAAUGUUCACUUUUAUACUGAAUGGCAAUGAUACUCUUGGACACCAAGUAAUACCUAAGUGAGCAUCCAGGAUGCAAGAGUAAGAUUGUAGUUAUGGGCUAAGAGAACACGGUAUAGUACUGAGGUGUCAAAUACCAAGGUCUUUCCUUCACUCUGGCCCUAUCCAUGCAUAGAGUGCAGUAACAGUUUCUAUUGAUUUUUCAGUUGUUCUGCCUUCCAAACACAUGUGCACGGCACACACACAUGCACGCGUGCACGCAUACACAUACAUAUGCAGUAUUUUCUAAGUCUAAAAGAAUAGCUCUGUUUUGCUUCUUUUGUCUUUCUGGCUUUGGCCACUUAAAGCCAGGUUCUAUAGUGACACACACUAGUGGGGCGGCCUUCACUGCCACCUAGUGGAGCGAUGGUAAAAAAUGUAUUCUGUUUGAACCUAUCUGCACCCCUCUUCUGUUCCUGGAGCAAGUAACUGAACUCAGUUCUUGAGCGAUCCUUCCAGUCACACCACCCUGCCCUGUAGUGCUAAGCUGUCCACCUGACAUACCGCUGGACAAUUAGGAAGUGAAGUGUGUCGCGGAAAAAAUGACUUGCCAAUGUCCUUAGAUAAAUCGUUGAAAAUCUUUAAAGCAAUUUUCCCACUUGUAAAAUAGGGUGUAACAACACCUCCAAGGAUUGUUGUGAGGAUCAAAUAAAGUAAAUAUACAUGACAAGAUUUAUAAAGUAUUUUGCACACGUAUUUGAUACUCUUACUAUUGAUAUCUAAUUUUCACCUGUCAAGAUUCUACUGAGAAUUGUGUUCUCACUUGUCCUUUUGCCAAUCACCCAGGCACUUCAUUUCAUCAAUAAAUAUUUGUUGAUUGAGGUUAACAACUGAAAAUAUGUUAUUCUUU
Messenger RNA from Nyctereutes procyonoides (raccoon dog), 2056 nucleotides. It is a transcript of the gene TMEM52B, whose product is annotated as transmembrane protein 52B. NCBI's taxonomy places the organism in Eukaryota, Metazoa, Chordata, Mammalia, Carnivora, Canidae. The record is from RefSeq and is a predicted model, not a curated record. The coding region runs from base 98 to 730 and encodes 210 amino acids. The transcript is spliced from 6 exons.